Messenger RNA from Aspergillus puulaauensis, 999 nucleotides. It is a transcript of the gene RPF2, whose product is annotated as rRNA-binding ribosome biosynthesis protein RPF2. The transcript is spliced from 2 exons. NCBI's taxonomy places the organism in Eukaryota, Fungi, Ascomycota, Eurotiomycetes, Eurotiales, Aspergillaceae. Gene Ontology annotation, molecular function: rRNA binding. Gene Ontology annotation, biological process: ribosomal large subunit assembly; maturation of LSU-rRNA from tricistronic rRNA transcript (SSU-rRNA, 5.8S rRNA, LSU-rRNA). Bases 1 to 999 code for a protein of 332 amino acids. Gene Ontology annotation, cellular component: nucleolus. The record is from RefSeq and is a predicted model, not a curated record.
AUGCUCCGAGAAGUAAAGCCCAAGAACCCGCGCACAGCGCGCAUCCUCAAGGCCAAGGAGCCUCAACUCAUCGAAGGUGCAAAGCGCGCUCUGAUACUCCACGGGUCAAAAUGCCCAGCGCCUCUCCACACCGUCCUCAAGACCUUCCACUCCCUCACCACACCUCACUCAGUCCUCUUCCACAAGAAAAAUGAGAACAUUCACCCAUUCGAGAACGUCGAGAGCAUUGAAUUCCUUGCCAACAAGAACGACUGCGGUAUUGUUGCUUUCGGUAGUAGCAACAAGAAACGGCCUAAUUGCUUGACGCUUGUACGCAUUUUCGACACCAAGGUUCUCGACAUGUGCGAACUGUUACUCCUCCCUAACCCCGACGGCGAGGAGAUUCCCGAGAUGAACAGGCUCGCUAUGCACGUCGGUGUCGGGCUCCGGCCGUUGAUGCUAUUUUCGGGCAGUGCGUGGGAGGAUACGACGUCCACAACGCAUGCGAUGGUGAAGAGCAUGCUUGUGGAUCUGUUCAAGGGCGACACCAGCGACAAAAUCGAUGUUGAGGGGCUACAAUAUGCACUGAUGGUUGGCGCGGAAGAGCCUACGGCGGGUUUGGCGCCUGUGAUUCAUCUACGGUGGUACAAGAUCGUCACCAAGCGGAGUGGGCAUAAGCUGCCCCGCGUGGAGUUGGAGGAGAUUGGACCCAAGUUUGACUUCAAGCUCGGACGUAUUCAAGAGGCUCCUCGCGAUGUUCUGAAGGAGGCUAUGAAGCAGGGCAAGAGACCGAACGAGGAGAUCAAGAACAAGAAGAAUAUUGGCAUUGACUUGAUCGGUGAUAAGGUCGGUCGGGUGCAUCUGGAUAAGCAGGAUCUGGGUGGAUUGCAGACGAGGAAGAUGAAGGGUUUGAAGCGGAGAGCCGGCGUUGAGUCCGACGAGGAGGCCGGAGAUGCGGAUCUGAUGGACGUGGACGAGGUUUCGGACGACGAGGCGCCAAAACGGGCCCGACACGAAUGA